Molecule: messenger RNA, 514 nt
Organism: Daucus carota subsp. sativus
Lineage: Eukaryota; Viridiplantae; Streptophyta; Magnoliopsida; Apiales; Apiaceae
Exons: 2
Coding region: 153-416 (87 amino acids)
Source: RefSeq, a predicted model, not a curated record
UCUAAAAUGCACAUUACAUAAAUUACAAAACAAAUCUCCCACUUGUAUUUUUCUCACAUUGAGCCAUCACGAUAUAUUUACAGGGAACAACAGCAUCAAUUCAUCUAUUGAAAAAGAAAAUUCAAGCUCCGGGAUCUCUGAUAUUGUUGAAAAUGUGUCCGAUGAGAUUCAUCUUGGUGUUUUUCUCCGCUUUAUUGGCCGGUUAUAUGGCCUGGAGGACCGUCCGAUCUGCCCCGGAUAUCGAUGCAGAUGAUGUGAGGGGUGAAAAUUUUAUUGCAAAAGAUAAACAAAAAACCAAUCUUUUCAAGAUGAUGCAGAAUGGGUUCUGGGUAUUUGUGGAUAUGGCUAGCGGAAGAUAUCUGUGGAAGAAUCUGAGAGAUAUCAACAAAAUUGAUAAAGUGGAGACUUGUAAUUAGAAGGUGAUAUCAACCUGAUUGUUGUACCACUGAGAAAGUGAAUGAACACUAUUUCUGUAUGAACAUAUACAAUUGAACAUGAUGGUUUUCGCGAAAAA